This is a messenger RNA of Cydia strobilella, 1063 nucleotides long. RefSeq lists its product as uncharacterized. The coding region runs from base 180 to 758 and encodes 192 amino acids. NCBI's taxonomy places the organism in Eukaryota, Metazoa, Arthropoda, Insecta, Lepidoptera, Tortricidae. The record is from RefSeq and is a predicted model, not a curated record. The transcript is spliced from 4 exons.
AAGCGAAGAAAUCAAUAACUUAGACAUGUAACCCGCCUAUUUUAAGGCGUCAAGCAUCCCAAUGGAUAAUAUCCCAGUCUGUGACUUUUCGCAUACACAUCUGACGGAAAUUUAGGUCAAGGACUGGAAAAGUCGUCCCAACCUAAAUAAAAAAAUAGUUUUCACCACCAGUUGUGAAAAUGUCGUUAAAGGCAUAUGAAGAUGCGUGUAUUCGGGCAGAACUGUUUGGUCAGCCCAAACCUGACAAAGACGAGUUUUUAGAAAAACAUAAACACUUGGACAUAGUGGAAUUUGAAGAAGUGGAUAUCAAGACCACCAUCAAUGAGGAUACAGCCAUGCUAGAUGAAAAUAUUCAGCAAACUGGUGGUGGUCUGAAUGAGUUAAAUUCAAUUUUAAAUUCUACGCAAACGAAAAUUAAUCGAUUGAAGGGCGUCUGCGGUAGCUUAACAAACUUCUUUCGCGUUAAACUAUCAGCGAAAGACAACUUAUCUUACUCUAGCGAACAGAGUUACGUCGGCCAAACAAACUACGACAAAGAUUCUGUCCCAGCCAGGACCGAGCUAGGCUCUAUAAACCAAGACCUUGGUCCCAGUGACAACGAGAUGACGCCGCGCGCGGGAAAUUCUCAAGAUGGCGGCAAUUUAAACAACGCGUUAGACGAUUUGAAAACGAUGCAGAAAAACGACUCCACGGCCGCGGCUUUUAAGGAAGCGGGGGCUAUGGUGAAGGGCCUCUUCAGUCGAGAGUCCCUCCGAUGAAGAUACCAAAUGGAAGAUUUAGAAGGCAAAGGUAUGGAUGUCGGCGGCCGAUCGUAAGAUCAGGCAGAUCGUGAAAUUCCUAGGCAUAUCGUGAAACGUGAAUUUUUUUGUUUCGCUCCCUAAGUCGACGAGAGUCCGUUUUCUGGAGAGUUUGCCUUUCGGGCAUCUGAAAGCAACCUAACGAACCUAUCCGACUGCCUAUAUUUAUUGGUUUAAUGAAUAAUGACUUUAAUGUGGCUAACGUCAAAACAUUACACAGGAACAUUACGAUCUGCCUGAUCUUACGAUCGGCCGCCGACAUGGAC